Molecule: messenger RNA, 363 nt
Organism: Brugia malayi
Lineage: Eukaryota; Metazoa; Nematoda; Chromadorea; Rhabditida; Onchocercidae
Gene: Bma-pfd-1
Product: KE2 family protein
Exons: 4
Coding region: 1-363 (120 amino acids)
Biological process (GO): protein folding
Cellular component (GO): cytoplasm; prefoldin complex
Molecular function (GO): protein folding chaperone
Source: RefSeq, a predicted model, not a curated record
AUGGCAGACGACUAUUCGGUACAAUUAAAAAAGGCGUUCAGAGAGUUACAGACCAAAGUGGCUGAUACAAAUCGCCGUUUACAACUUGGUGAUUCAUUAAAGAAGCAACAGGAGCAGAAUCGACGAAUAGCAGAGCUAACCAAGGCACAGCUUUUGGAGUUAGACAAGAAUACGCCUGUAUAUAUGAGUAUUGGGCGAAUGUUUGCCAAAGGAACCGUAGAAUCAGAGAUCAUACGACAUGAACAAGAAAUUGUGAAAGCAAAAGAAAAAAUAGCUGCAAUCGAUCAUCAAAGAAAAUAUCUAGAGAAAAAUUUAGCCGAGUCGGAAAAGAAUAUUAGAGAAUUAGUAGAGUCGCGACCGUGA